GCUACCAGUAGUGUUGUAAUACUGUACUUACGUUUAUGCUUAAAAUACUUACGUGUCGUUGCGCGCUACGACAACGAAAAAUAAUUUGCUGCAACUUUGAUUAUCUUCUCGCUAUCAAUUCUGAUUGCAGUAUUAUCAAUUGACCCCUGAGUUUGACAUGAUGCUCAAAGUGAUCAAGUGUCGUGCAGGUUUCUAAUCGUGGAUAAUCUCGUUUCUCUCUCUCUCUCUCUCUCUCUCUCUCUCUGUUAUAAAACGUUGUGAUUCCUUCACAACAUUAGCUCCAGAGUCAUAAGAUUACUCGAAGAGACAAAGUAUACGAGUUCCCCCAACACGCGGUUCCCCCUCUCUCGUUUGCAAUCAUCUCAACCGGAUGAGAUGACUUCGUGGUAUGUAAUUUGUCGCGAGUUCCAAGUCAGUUAAAAGGAUUCGCGCAACAGUAUUCUUCGCUAUCCUUCGGUUUCUCUCCUCAAACGACGUGUCGACACGCCGACAAUGGCAGAAGAAAGCGCGUGUUCCGGGCCGGGUUACAAGAGUCCAAGAGCGGCGAUGCUCGAGGGACCGCGCGAGAAGCUGCUUUACGUCAUCGGUAUACAUACGGAUCCCGAAAAGGCUGAUGUCCUCUGCACAGUGGAUGUGGAUCCCGAUAGUCCUACGUAUUGUCAGAUAAUACAUAAAUUAAGAAUGCUAACGGCUGGCGAUGAGUUACAUCACUCCGGCUGGAAUAUUUGUAGCAGCUGUCAUGGAUCGCUCCGCAAACGUGAUACGCUGGUAUUGCCGUGUCUUAUGUCAGAUCGGGUGUAUCUGGUUGAUACGAGUAACGAGAAAAUGCCCAGAAUCAAGAAGGUUCUGGAACCGGAAGAAAUGCACAAGCACGGGAUAUCUACGCCGCACACUUCUCAUUGCCUGCCAACUGGCGAGAUAAUGAUCUCCACCAUGGGAAAUCUUAAUGGCGAUGGAUUGGGUGAAUUUUUCUGCAUCGACGCAGAGACUCUACGAGCGAAAGGCACAUGGACCAAGGGCCACGAGAAAGCAGCUUUCGGAUACGAUUUUUGGUAUCAACCGUAUCACGAUACGCUCAUCUCUACGGAAUGGGGUGCACCCAGAGUCUUUAAGAAGGGAUUUAUCCCAAAGGACGUUUAUGAUCCCAAGAUCUAUGGCAGAAACUUGAACAUUUACUCGUGGAACGAACGAAAGCUGAAACAGACCAUCGAUCUGGGAGAUGACGGAAUCGCACCUUUGGAAAUAAGAUUCCUUCAUGAUCCAUUAGCAGCCGAAGGAUUCGUGGGCUGCGCGGUAACGUCGAAUAUUUAUCGAUUUUAUAAGAUGGAGAACAACUCGUGGAAGGCCGAAAAGGUGAUUCAGAUACCACCGAAAAGAGUCGAGGGAUGGAUCAUGCCCCUGAUGUCAGGUAUGAUCACCGACAUUCUCCUAAGUCUCGAUGACAAAUAUCUAUACCUGUCCAAUUGGUUGCACGGCGACGUUAGACAAUAUGACAUUUCUGAUACAAAAAACCCGAAAUUGACGGGUCAAGUCUUCCUAGGAGGAUCGAUACUGAGCGAUUCGCAGGUGCGUGUGACGCGAGACGAGGAAAUGAGCAGUCAGCCCGACCCAGUCUACGUGAAGGGACGUAGAUUGUAUGGCGCGCCGCAAAUGUUGCAGUUAAGUUUGGACGGACGUCGUUUGUAUGUGACUACGUCGAUCUUUAAACCAUGGGACAAACAAUUUUAUCCCGAUCUCCUCAAAUAUGGAUCAACGAUGGUGAAGCUCGAUAUUGACGUCGAGAAGGGCGGAAUGAGGCUCGACCAUCGAUUUCUCGUUGAUUUCGGCGCCGAUAAGAGCGACAUUUUACUGGCGCACGAGAUGAGAUAUCCUGGUGGAGAUUGCACCUCGGAUAUAUGGCUGGCAGAGAAACCUUAAACUUUGAUGAUUGGACUGUAGAUGUAGAGUCAAAACAUUUCAACAUCUGCGAAAGUAGUAAUGCAUUUUAUAGCAUCGUAGUUUUGCACAAAAACAUUUCUGUCGAAAUGUUCUACGUUAUAAACAAUUCAAAGAUUGUGUAGCCACAUGUAAAAUUUCAUUGCGUUUCCAUGAAGAAUCGCGUCGGCCGAUUUUAUUUUUGUGUUCCGUAACAAUGUUUCGUAUAUUAUCCCCGCAAUAUACAAUACCCGCAAUGAGUUACGUAAAAUUAAAUUUUUUCCCCACGAAAUCUCUCGAUCCUUUUCCUCCAUCUAGAAAAUUAUUCAAAAAUGUUCUUUCGAUAAGGAUAAGAAAUGUACUUAUCAGAUAAAUUAAUAAAAGGUACUCAUAUAAAA
This is a messenger RNA of Wasmannia auropunctata (little fire ant), 2312 nucleotides long. RefSeq names its product selenium-binding protein 1-A. Gene Ontology annotation, molecular function: selenium binding. Lineage: Eukaryota; Metazoa; Arthropoda; Insecta; Hymenoptera; Formicidae. The record is from RefSeq and is a predicted model, not a curated record. The transcript has 8 exons. Bases 493 to 1917 code for a protein of 474 amino acids.